GGCGGACUCUCUUGACGAUGACGCUCACUAUCACAUAACGACUAAUAUUAUAACAUAUCGAAUAAAAUAUAUAGACGGGCCUUGGCUUCCGUAGAGGUGUUGUGGUUUGAUGUUCACUAAGAAGGACAACAUCUAGGUUGAUAUAAUUUUUUUUCCAGUAAAAAAGUCAGUGGUAAUCAUCGACUAAAGAGACCACUGAGGAUGUCGUCGUCAGCAUUGAUGGCUGAUAUGCCCAAGUACGUGUCCGAAUUUGUCGGCACGUACAUCCUAGUCCUCACGAUUGGAUGCAAUGUCCUUGGCGGCACUGCAGUAUGGGCAGUAACCAGCAUCGCGUGUGCGCUCAUGUUAUGGACUUGGACUAAGGAAAAUGAAAAAAUAGAUGUGGACUACGGAAAAUAAAAAAAUAGAUGUAUUUUCCAAACGGAACUAAUAAUAAUAAUAAUAAUAAAACGGACCUGCAAAAGCAAAUGCAAAUUGUAUUCAUAGAAUCUUCAAAUAGAAGGAUGUCAGGUUUCAUGUUGAACUUGAAGUUGAUGGGUAAUCGUAAAGCAUAAGCUUUCUAAUCCUCGUUAGCAUUUACGCAUUUGGAGCUGUGUCUGGUGCACACCUGAACCCUGCCGUCACUCUGUCCAUCGCGCUCACAAACAAAAUGCCGUACAAGGAAGCCGGACUUUACAUGGUUUUCCAUUCAUUUAUUUUUAGAGUGAUGUGCGUGCAGUUGCAGAUACGAUACCAGGGGUUUUGUUUCACUCUGAACGUGGUGAUUUAGAAAAGUUAGAAGAAAGUUUCCCUCCAUGUCUUUGAUGCAAUAGCAAUCAGCAAAGAGAAGGACAAAAUAGAUUGUUAUUUGUUUUCACCCUCGUCGACUCCCACAGGCCGUCCAGCUGUUCGGUGGUUUCUGCGCUGGAAUGACCUAUUUAGGCCUAUUCAAAACCGCAUUUGAGCUCGGACCGGGGAAGGGUCACUCCUGGUUGGCCGCUGGCGUCGUGGAGUUACUGUAUUUAUGGCUUGUUAUUUCACAGAGAUUGAUUAUGACGCGGGAGACUUACUCUUGCAACUGUUUUUCCGAGUCUAUCGAUUUCAUACGAUAAUGACCCUCUUUACCCUCUAAUCCUUACCGCGAUGCUCUGCUUCGUUGUACUGAACGUUGCCUGUGCCAGCGCGAGCAGCGACAACCAGUACUACGGUUUGGCUAUCGGCUUCGUCGUCGUUGCCGGUGGAUACGCGGUUGGAACUAUUUCUGGUGGCUGCUUCAACCCCGCUGUCUCCUUCGGCAUUGAUGUCGCUAGCUACGAUCAAGGUGAGACGUUUUUUGUGGAAUUUUAGAUUUUUUAGAUUUGAUUUUAUUGAAUCUAAUCAGAAUGAUCUAAAUCUGACGAACAACUAGACUGAUACACUCGGAAUUUGAGUGAAGGUGUGCACACUUGAACGUAGAUACUAGAUACCGUAGCACAUGUCUAGAGUCCAUAAAGCAUUUUCACAUGAUAGGUAUCUACAUGUGCUUCGUUUACACCGUGUUUCAAAUGAUCGGUGCUGCAUUGGCUGCGGGUUUGUUCCGUCUGAUCCGCGCUGAGGAUUUCGGUGGGGUCGCUCUUACACUCAACAGCAAGUUAAUGGCUGAGGCAGUCGGAACAUUUAUGCUGACCCUGACGGUCGGCUUCAACGUGCUGACGGCUUCUGCGGCUGGCGCUUACUCCAUCGGAGCAUGCCUCAUGUGCAUGAUCUACGCACUUGGAAACGUCUCCGGCGCACACUUCAACCCGGCGGUGACGUUGGCGGUAUUCUGAGCGUGUUGACUUAAUAGUUUCAAUUCCCAAAAAAUCUGGCGGAGUUAGUGUGUCAAUUGCCGCUCCUGAUUUAAAGGAACACACACACACAACGACAACCCUGCCUCUUAGGUCUUUCUUUCCGGACGUGAUAUCAUUUCCAAGGAGGAUGCGGCAAAAUAUGUUGGAGUUCAGAUCAUCAGUUCUAUUGUAGCCGGACUCACCUAUAUGGCAGUUCUCGGUAUGUCGUUCCGCGUCGCCCCAGGCCUCGGCUGGUUCAAGACCGGUCUCGGAGAAAUCAUCUUUUAUGGUGAUGAUGCGAAAAAGUGAUUUAGAAGAUUUAGAAUUUUUAGAAGUAGAAGCGAAAAAUAACAAGUGGUUUUACAUCCUAGUCCUACCCAUUCGUGCCUGUCCAGCUCAGUCCAAAGAACCCCCUCGUUGUCCUCCCGCUUUUCUCUAUUUUCCUUUCAUACUUCCACCGCGCUCCUCUGCUUCGUUGUCCUUUCGGUUGCGACGACCAAGAAGCCGUCUCAAGAUAUGUUCGGCCUUGCUAUAGGAUCCGUUAUCACCGUUGCCGGAUUCGCUGGAGCUAGCUUGGGAGUGGUACAGAAAUUUCGAUAUGACGAUUUAGAUUGAUUAGAUUCAUCAACGUUUUAGAUUUACUACAUGUUGGGAUAAAAAGAAGCAUUUUCUUCGUCAAAACCAAAGUACUAUAGCAUAUUCCGCAAGUAGGCAGGCUAGAACAAGAAGAAAAAGAAUCCAACAGGUCCUGAACCCUGCUGUCGGAAUCGGGAUUGACUUCACCAACAUGGUGAAGGGCGGCCACUUCGGAAACUCUCUACUGUACACAUUGUUGGAAGGUGUUGGAGCAGCAGCAGCCGUCGGGCUUUUCAAGACUGUCCGACCCGGCGAAUACGACUCCGUCAAGGGAGGCAAAUUGAUGCCCUAAGUUGAUAUUUGUCGAUUUACAUGUAGAUCUAAAUCACUACUUAUUCUUAAGUAUCUUUUUCGUGUAAUAAAGAUUUGGGAAGAGGAAAAUUUGGAAUUCACAAUCUAAUCAUUUGUGGUAGUUGAAGCGAUGAAAGAAAAACAUUACUACAUUCAAAAAUAGAAGAUAGAUUCUCUGUGGUGUAAGCCAUCUUGCAUAGGUGUCAUAUUUUCUGGCAGGCUCAUAAAAUGAACAGGUGUGUGGACAAGAAUGAUUGAGAUGCCUCCACAUGAUUGUGGUUGAUGGUCAUUGUCACAACGCGGCAGCUGCCUCCCUGUUGCGAGCAGUUCUUUCUAUUUAGAUAUUCUCUAGGAUAAGGUUUUAGGUAAGAAAGUAAUGAUUCCUUGGUCUCGAUAUUGCUUAGUUUUUUCCUCGAUAGCGACAGUGUGUAAGAGAGUUAUUUUUAGGUUAUUUGGUUUUAGGUUGGAUACAUUUGUAAUAUGAAUGGAUAGUAAAUUGGCAAUCGAAUGUUGGUGAUGUUCCCCAAAUAAAUCAUCAUUAAUCAGUUGUGCGCAAGCGAGAAUGUCAAAAUUUAAAGAAACCAUCGUAACUGGGUUGAUCAGCUCCUGAGCCUUGCUGACCAUGAUCAUUACGGGAAACCUUCUGACGCUUACCCGAGUAAGACAUGACGGCCUGUUCUGCGGACGAAGGCUCAUCAUAGGUGAUCCUUCUCGACAACGCCAUUGGAUUAAAGCAUGGAGUUCACUCCACUCAUGACCGUGACUCAAGAUCUACA
Molecule: messenger RNA, 3490 nt
Organism: Amoebophrya sp. A25
Lineage: Eukaryota; Dinophyceae; Syndiniales; Amoebophryaceae
Source: the annotation of a GenBank genome assembly